Messenger RNA from Mangifera indica (mango), 1596 nucleotides. Its product is annotated as protein MAEA homolog. Gene Ontology annotation, cellular component: nucleus; GID complex; cytoplasm. Gene Ontology annotation, molecular function: ubiquitin protein ligase activity; protein binding. The record is from RefSeq and is a predicted model, not a curated record. Lineage: Eukaryota; Viridiplantae; Streptophyta; Magnoliopsida; Sapindales; Anacardiaceae. The coding region runs from base 92 to 1339 and encodes 415 amino acids. Gene Ontology annotation, biological process: proteasome-mediated ubiquitin-dependent protein catabolic process. The transcript is spliced from 7 exons.
AUAUCUCCUUCUCAUCAACCUCAAAGCGUCUCUUGCACUUCUCCUCCGAAACAUCCCCAAAUUUUCAGUAAUCAAUCGAAAUCCCUUCCCAAUGGAGAUGGAUUCUGUCCCAAACGGAAACGCUACCUCCGCAUCGCCGCCACAAACCACCACCCCGACCAACGCCCCAACGACCCCCUUCUCGAAGCUGACGCAACUCACGGAAGCUUUAAAAUUGGAGCAUCAAUUUCUGAGAGUCCCGUUCGAGCACUACAAGAAGACAAUUCGAGCCAAUCACCGCGCCGUCGAGAAGGAGGUUAGCUCCGUUAUCUCUGGAGUUGCUGACAUGGCCGAUUCAGAUAACUUUUCCAAGGACGACGCUGUUAAUCACCUCAGGUCUCUCGUGUCGAGACUCCAAGGGCUGAAAAGAAAGUUAGAAGAAGGGAGUCGAACAGAGCAUUUGCAGGCACAGAAGUGCCGUGCUCGACUCAAUCACUUAGAAUCAGCGGAUGCUGAGAAUUUGUCAGAAUGGAACAACAUGCGAAUGAAACGUAUCCUUGUGGACUACAUGUUGCGGAUGUCAUAUUAUGACACUGCACAGAAGUUGGCAGAAAGCUGUAAUAUGCAAGAUCUUGUUGACAUUGAUGUAUUCCAAGAAGCCAAAAAGGUUAUUGAUGCUUUGCAAAAUAAGGAGGUAGCCCCUGCUUUAGCCUGGUGUGCAGAUAAUAAGUCCAAAUUGAAGAAGUCAAAGAGCAAGUUUGAAUUUCAGCUGAGACUUCAAGAGUUCAUUGAGUUGGUGCGAUCUGAAAACAGCUUGCGUGCCAUUACUUAUGCUCGAAAAUACCUUGCACCAUGGGCAGCUACCCAUAUGAAAGAGUUUCAGCGAGUUAUGGCAACUUUGGCUUUUAAGAGUAAUACUGAAUGUACUACGUACAAGGUUUUGUUUGAACCGAAGCAAUGGGACUACCUGGUGGACCAAUUUAAACAGGAAUUCUGCAGAUUAUAUGGCAUGACCCUGGAGCCAUUGCUGAAUAUCUAUCUGCAAGCAGGCUUGUCAGCUCUGAACACUCCAUACUGCUACGAAGAUGAUUGUACCAAGGAGGACCCAUUGUCACAGGAAAGUUUCCGAAAACUAGCAUCACCAUUACCGUACUCCAAGCAGCAUCACUCAAAACUUGUUUGCUAUAUAACGAAAGAGCUAAUGGACACAGAAAAUCCACCACAAGUGUUGCCAAACGGCUAUGUCUAUAGUACCAAGGCUCUUGAAGAAAUGGCCAAGAAAAAUGACGGUAAAAUAACAUGUCCUCGGACGGGCUUGGUGUGCAACUAUUCAGAUCUGGUGAAGGCCUACAUAUCAUAAAUCUCUCUGGAAACCUGAUGAAGUGGAGACUUCCUCUGAUGCUGUUGUGGUUUCAUUCUGCACCAUUUGUGGAUUCUUUUUCCUUAAGUUUCAGAAAUUUCUUAAUCAGCAACUAGGUAAAUCUACCGACACCUUGGCGUGGUAUUAGUGUUGGAAGGUAGCCACCUGUAGAUAUGCAAAAAAGCAGCUGAACAUUUUUUGGUGUUAUCAAUAUGGUUUCUGUGAAUGCAAACAAUAAAAUAACAGCUUUAAUUUCA